Messenger RNA from Anguilla rostrata (American eel), 4361 nucleotides. RefSeq lists its product as uncharacterized. The transcript has 7 exons. Bases 2875 to 3609 code for a protein of 244 amino acids. The record is from RefSeq and is a predicted model, not a curated record. NCBI's taxonomy places the organism in Eukaryota, Metazoa, Chordata, Actinopteri, Anguilliformes, Anguillidae.
AAUUGAAGAAAACGCAAUAACCAAUUAUUUUGCACAAACGUAUCAGCACUCAAAUGUGCGUAAGUGUGCUCUUGAAUGUGCGUAGAUUCUGUUCUUACCUAAGAACAAAUCCCAAAUAAGAAAACAUUGGUGAAUGUCAGAAUCUUCGUGAAAACUUCGUAAGUGUGUUUUAAGAAGAAAAUUCUUCUUAAGAACAGUUGGUGAAUGUGGCCCAUUGAAACUAGUGCAUCAAGGAAGUUAGGCCUUGACAUGUAGCCUGUAGUAAUCCUCAUUCAUAUGGCUCACUAAAGCUGCUAUUUACUGUCCAAGUGUUCAAGUAAAUUAGUUUCUCUGAAUCUGUUAGGCCCAUAAUCCAGCAACCUCAAACCAGCAUACACAGUGGUCCCCCUGGACCGUGGCUGAGAGCACUGCCUUAUUCAACAUCCAAGCCAAGUUGACCUUGUGCUGCUGACUUUUAAGCAAUUAAAUGAAAUCAAUUAAAGAAAAUGAAUGCAUUUACUCCUUAGUCAUUUAUUACAUUACCAAGAUGGUAGAAAGUAAUCUUGAAGUAGGCGAAAUGUUUUCCCCAUAGCUUGAUGUCUUACUGUACUACAGAGAACAUUCAACUGAAUUUAUCAACUUUGAAAAUAUGCAACCAUAACAGAGCUCUUAGUUUGAAAAGGCAGGUAUUAUAGUAAGUCAAAUCCUCCAGCCCUUAAAAAGUGCAUAUCAUUAAACUCAUUCCAUUGUUACAGUCAUUGUACAAUUCUGUAUGCUCACUAGUACUUCCUGUGCAGCAGCUGGGGGGCUUUCCGCUGCAAACGUGCUCAGCCGCAGCAGAAACAUUCUUGUGUAAUGCUCUCUACAUCAGUCUUUCCACUCACACAAAGUAGGGACCACAUCACAAGGUCUUCUGCAGAAGAGACCUCAACCUCUUUGCUAACUUCGCAGUAGCUCUGACCAUGGGAACAGGGUUUGUUAAGGUGCACAGAGAGCUUAUUGAAAUCCACUGGCAAAGGAAAUGCAAAGUGCAGUGAUGCCCAGCUCCUCACAGCUUUUGAGAACAUGCUUGCCAUUCACUGAAAAUUCCAGACACUCUUUAAAUGGGAUGAAAGCAGUAAAACAAAUCUAGGCUUUGUGGAUUUUAGGGUUGUUUACUUACAGCUCAUUGGCACAUAUUUAUCAUAACAUUGUCAACUUUUAUUUUAGAAAACAAGGACUAAUAAUAACACUACAUAACCAACAAAAGGUUUUCCCACAUGAAUUGUAUGGCUGAGGUUGGGAAUGUCUAAAAAGUUGAUGGAACUUAACCUUCUGACCUGUCAGAUGUCAGUAUCUUAUUGUCAAAGUAAGGAUGGGACUAAUUCUUCAGUUUGAGUACUACAUUUUUUUUGAACUGUUAUGAAACCUGUUGUCAAAACCUUGCAUGAAAUGUGGAAUCCCAUGAAAUUCAAUGUUUAAAUCACAGGUAUGAUUUUUUACAUUUGCGAGUAGAGGUGGAUGGUGCGACCAUCACCAAUUCUCGUGCCCUUUAAGGAGUUUUUAUCAGUAUGUCUGUGGAAUCAGAUACCUGUUCAAUGAAGUGACUGUGCUCUCAUAUCACAUAUCACAGCCCCAGGUUAUGAUUUGACAUGUGGUUAUGAUUCAACAAGUGGGUCAUUGAGAAUGUGUUGCAAGAAGGAGAAGCAGAACUGUCAAAGACAUAACUGCUUGUGGAAUUACUGAAAGAGUUUAUUCAGUUUUUGUGUGUCAGUGUAAAUUUCAGCUGGAAUGAAUACCAAAAGGUUAGUUAAUCUAACAGUAUUUUGGAAUAUCACCAGUAUGCUUCUGAUAACUGCACUUGGCACAGGUGAGUUUUUAUGAGUUUGUUAUACCUUUUUAGAAGUGGCUACGUUCUCCAAACUCAUCAAACAAAUGCAACCAUUUACUAUGGAGACAGAGAAUCAAUUAUUGCUAUCACGAUUACCCAUGCAGUUACUGUUAAUGAAAUAUGCAGUGAAAAUGCAAUAAUUCUAUCUUGAUACUUUUCUCAACCAUUGUGCAUGCAAGCUCAUAAUGAAAAUUCUCACCUAUCCCUUUUCAGAUGCUUAACAAAAAACAAAGCUUAUGUUUUAAUAUGGAUAGAAACCUUCUCAUAAAUGUCACAAUCAUAGGGGUUGACCCAUAGACCAGGGGUAUUUUUGACAUGUCAGAGCCCAAAUUGCUGAAUUUAUGUCAUCAUUUAUUGUGCUAAAGUACUAAAGCUUCUUAUUGUAUUCACAGUGUCAGUUCUACAUAUGUUAAAGUUGAAUCAUAUUUACAGAAGAAAUCUAUCUUACUGGUUGUUAUUUCUGUGAUUGUUUUUGUGUUUAAAGAUAGAUAAACUUUCUUCUUUAUCCAGACCAAUGUAUUCCUCUGAGCGUGAUACAGUCUCCAGCAGAAAUCACUGUCACGGCUGGAGCUAAUAUCAAGCUAUUCUGUGCAUGGAACUAUGACUGCAAAGCUGAAAGAGUAACAAUUGAGUGGUCGAAAGAUGGAGAAAGGCUUCAACCAUUCCAGACAGUCGACGGGCAAGUGAGAAAUGGGACCACUGCAUUUAACUUCACUAACAUUAAGGCAAAUGACACCGGGGUGUACAUAUGUAAAAUAAAAGUGGUCAUCCCAGUGCUGGAAGGGUGUGAUGGAAAUGGAACCAUCCUGACUGUUGAUGGCAAGUUCUGCAUUUUGCUCCUUAUUUGGAAAAAAUAAAAUAUCACACAAUGGUAAUUGUUCAGUAUGGAAAUGAAUGCGACAAAGUGCACCUGUUGUGAGAAUGCCUGUAUAGAUUUAUCUGAGUAAAACUAGUGCCUGUCUACUAUGAGCAUACUAGCAAUGCUACUCAUAAUGGGGAUUCUGUGAUGUAAAGUGUAACCUAAAAUGUGUUACAGCCUAUGUAUUAUUUAUGUAUUUCAUUUUGUAAUGCCAAUUGCAGCUUCAAAUUUCAUCAGGAAAAGACAAAUAAUGACCAUUGACUAUGUAUGCCUUGUGGCUAUAAUUAAUGUGUUUCUUGUUUAUGUCAUUUGUCUCACCCUCCCUUGGUCUUUCACAGGCUCAGUGGCAAAAACAACUUUGAUUCCUCAGUCAGUCUUGAUUGGCGCAGUGUGUGGUGGUACUCUGAUAAUUUUCUUGGUUUCCCUGUGUGUAUGUCAGUGGAAGUCUGUCAGACACAGAAGAUUGGCCCAACAUACCUAUGCAAACACCUCAGAAGGGUAUGUGGACAAACGUAAAAGGCCACAUAGCCAAACUGAGGAAGAAGAAAACAAGGACAUAAAAGAUGCUGAACAAAAGAAGAACAAAGUCAAUAUGACAGAGAGCGAGACAGGUUCUGAUGAUCUUAGGAAGCUGUUUCAAGUGAGCAGGGAGGACAUUGCUGAAGCUCGGAAGAAGCUUAAAGUAAAACGAGGUGAUGAAAACCCCAACAGAAGUGGAAAUGGAAAUUUCAAGAGAAAGAGAAGCUUUCAUUUGUACAUUAACAGCCAAGAACUCAAAAAGCAGUCUCAGACUCAACAUGUUGUUCCAACUCAGGCAAAACAACAUUGCACACGCCAGAAGAAAUGCCGACAGGCGAGAGGGAAGCGGCUAACAGCUGAGGAACUCUAUGAGAAUAUAUAGCGACUAUUUAUUGUGUACAUUUUUGUUCUUUGUCUGUUUUCCAUGUGACCCGUUGCAGGAGUAGCAAGCUUUGCUUUUUAUUAAAUGCUUAAUGAUAUAUAAAAAUCUUCUCUAUGAUGCUUCACAAAAAAUGACUUUCAUGUAUAUCUCUUGGUGAGCUCUGCACAAAAAGCCACAGUGAACCAUGACAGAAACCAUACCAACUCUGUUUGAACCACAAUUUCACAGGGGUCAGCAAUUUAAGAAUGAUGCUUGACAUACAAUGUCAGCUUUUAUUUGAUGGUGAAUUUAGGGGAAAUGCAGGCAUAGUUUUUUUCACUUCAGCAUAUGUAUUUACACAAUUACCUCAACAUGAAGAGAUGCAUCUGUUGGUGUGCUUUUCACAUCUGAUUGAACUGCAUGGUCAUUUAGGAAAGUAUUUCUCAACCCUGGGACACCCGUUGUGUAUGCUGGUUUUUGUCAAAGCUUAUCUCUUGAUCAAUUAAGAUUGCUGAAAAUGAGUUUAAGUUCUGCCAUAGUCGUGCGGUUAAACUUAACACAAUGUAGGUUUUACCAUUUGCUGUCAAUGAACUCCAUUAAUUGUACACAGAUAGUUUCAGCUUCGAGUCCACAGCAGAGGGCAAUGAAGGACUUGAUCCCAUUAUAUCUGAGCAUCUAAAUAUAGUCUCAAAGUUGUUUUAUUAUUAUCCAGUACUCUUAUACUGUAAAUAAGGAGUACACAUACUGAAUAAUAAAAAUAUAUUUUGAGAAUA